This is a messenger RNA of Orycteropus afer afer, 324 nucleotides long. Its product is annotated as MICOS complex subunit MIC25. The transcript is spliced from 5 exons. Gene Ontology annotation, biological process: DNA damage response; cristae formation. Gene Ontology annotation, cellular component: mitochondrion; MICOS complex. Bases 1 to 324 code for a protein of 107 amino acids. NCBI's taxonomy places the organism in Eukaryota, Metazoa, Chordata, Mammalia, Tubulidentata, Orycteropodidae. The record is from RefSeq and is a predicted model, not a curated record.
AUGCCUGAAUACUCCACACAAGCCAGGGAGCUGGAAAGCAUAGAGGCUGAGCUAAAACACCGUAAUACCUUCUAUAAGGAGCAACUGGGACGCAUUGAAAGGAAGAAUGCUGAGAUGUAUAAGCUGUCUUCACAGCAAUUCCAUGAGGCAGCUUCAAAAAUGGAGAGCACAAUAAAGCCCCGGCAGGCAGAGCCCGUGUGCUCAGGGCUGCAGGCCCAGAUCCUCCAAUGCUACCGUGAGAACCUGCAGGAGGUGCUCCUUUGCUCGGACCUGGUCAGAGCCUACCAGCGCUGUGUCAGCACCGCCCACAAGGCCCUUCUGUGA